Trichoderma breve is the source of this 1104-nucleotide messenger RNA. Its product is annotated as RNA recognition motif domain-containing protein. Gene Ontology annotation, biological process: positive regulation of mRNA splicing, via spliceosome. The coding region runs from base 1 to 1104 and encodes 367 amino acids. The record is from RefSeq and is a predicted model, not a curated record. Gene Ontology annotation, molecular function: RNA binding. Gene Ontology annotation, cellular component: U12-type spliceosomal complex; nucleolus. The transcript is spliced from 3 exons. NCBI's taxonomy places the organism in Eukaryota, Fungi, Ascomycota, Sordariomycetes, Hypocreales, Hypocreaceae.
AUGGCAGUCAACAGGCAUUGGGAGCAAGACAAGGAGGCCACGGUCUACAUUGGCAACAUCGACGAGCGCGCGACCUCGGCCAUGGUCUACGAAAUCAUGCUCCAGAUGGGCCCCAUCCACAACAUCCACAUGCCUCGAGAUCGCGUCACCCAAACCCACCAGGGCUUCGGCUUCGUCGAGUUUCGCACCCCUGCCGACGCCGAGUACGCCGCCAACGUCAUGAACGGCAUCAAGCUCUACGGCAAAUCGCUUCGCGUCAACAAGGCCAGCGCUGAUAAGCAAAAGGCAGCCGAGGUUGGCGCCGAGCUGUUCAUCGGAAACCUCGAUCCCAUGGUCGACGAGAAGAUCCUCUACGACACUUUUAGUCGCUUCGGCCCGCUGCUGAGCAUUCCCAAGGUUGCUAGGGAAGAUAGCGGCGCGAGCAAGGGCUUUGGCUUCGUCAGCUACGGCGACUUCGAGAGCAGUGAUGCUGCCAUUUCCAACCUGCAUGGUCAGUACAUCCUCAGCAAGGAGGUGUCUGUGCAAUACGCCUUCAAGAAGGACGGCAAGGGAGAGAGACACGGUGAUCAGGCUGAGCGAGCCCUGGCCGCGCAGGCCAAGUCAAGAAAUAUCCUUCCCGAGGCCCAACCUCUUCCUCAGGCCUUCCUCAUGAACUCGGCGGCCGCUGCUCCUGCUCCCGCCAACGCAGCACCCCCAUCCGCUCCCGCUGGCUUCGAUUCCGGUGCAAUGGGCGGCAUGCCCGCUGGAGUACCGCCCCCGAUGAUGGGAACGCCCACACAUGCGAAUAUUCCAAGCGGCUUUGCCCCUCCUCCACGCGGACCGUCUCCUUAUGGCGGUGGUCCUGGCCACGCUCCAAAUGGCUUCCCUGGUGCCGGGCGAGGCUCAGCUCCUCUCCCACCGGCGCCGUCAGGUCUGCCUGCGCGACCUCCUCAGAUCCAGGGCGGAUACACGAACCCUGCAGACUUCCAUCCGUCCCACUUCCGCCCUCCCUCAGGGGGCCCUCCUGGCGUGCCUCCUCCAGGAGCUUCAGGGACGCCUCCAGUGCCUCCUGGGUUCAUGCCACCUCCUGGAUUCCAGCCUCCGCCAGGCUUUGGCCGCCGAUGA